This is a messenger RNA of Periconia digitata, 2220 nucleotides long. Lineage: Eukaryota; Fungi; Ascomycota; Dothideomycetes; Pleosporales; Periconiaceae. The record is from the annotation of a GenBank genome assembly.
CCGCUUGUCAAUUGGGCUAUUGUUGCUGCCAUGGCUCCAGCUACCAGUAUCCUCGCCGUCAUCGCUGCAUUGAGCGGAAGCGCUCUUGCGCAGUCCCAGUACGGCGAAAACCAUGUCCGAGUCAACUUGGAUUCGGAUAUGGUUGAGCAGGGCGCUUUUCCUGCGCCGAACGUCACUCUCCUUAGCCCGGCCUUCUUGCCGAACGCAAGUUUCGCUCCUGGAUGGACCGAGGGUUCUGAUGGCGCUACCAGUCAAUCGACAAUGAGCGCCUUUUUGGAAUCGAUUGCCACCAAGAACCCGUCGUGGGCGUCGUUUCGCAAUACGGAAUUUCUUUCGGAAGAGGGGCGACCUUUCCCAUACGUCCAUCUGUCGAGCUCACAGAAUGCGACAUCUGGAAAGUUGAGGGUAUGGCUGCAGGGAAGUGUACAUGGAAAUGAGCCGGCGGGUGAUGAGGCUCUCAUGGCACUACUAGGAGCUUUGGACGCCGACGAGAAAUGGGCGGCGAGUUUCCUCGAAGCCAUGGACAUCAUCGUGCUACCACGAUACAAUCCUGAUGGCAACGACUACUUUCAGCGCACGUUGGCGACGAACUUCGACCCGAACAGAGAUCACACAAAAUUGAUGCGCCAGCAGACGAGAGAAAUCAAGCAAUUUUUUAACGAUUUCUCUCCGCAUAUUGCCGUAGAUCUUCAUGAAUAUGGGGCUGCGAGUCGUUUCGCAGGAAACUACAGUAACGCUGCCGACGGAAUGUACAGCGCUGCCAAGAACCUCAAUAUUCACCCAAAGAUCCGGGAACUUAGCGAAACUCUCUUUGCGCCUGCCAUUAAUGCUUCAAUGGCUUCCAAAGGUCUUCGUGGCGAACCAUAUAUGACCGCCUCCUCAUCGAGCAAUCCCGUCAAACUAGACGAAGCCGGAACCGAUGCGAAGAUUGGAAGAAAUUCCAUGGGUCUUAGCCAAUGCGUCACCUUCCUUACUGAAACUCGUGGAAUCGGCAUCGCGAACCAGAGCUUUAAGCGAAGAACCCUCGCUGGCCUGCAGAUGGUCCUCGGUGUGCUAGAAACAGCCCGGGACCACAAAGAAGACGUGUACAACACCAUGGAAAGCGCCAUAGAAGAGUUCGCUAAGAGUUCCGAGGACAUUGUGAUUACCGACUAUACCGAGUAUAGCGAUCGGACCUGGACCAUGGUAGACAGGCGGUCCGGCGAGGUUGUCCAGAUUCCAGUCCAAUUCGCAAGCACAACUCCAGCGACCGCGAACUUGACCCGCACAAGACCAGAGGGCUACGUGAUCCCCCGCGCAUGGUCUGACGUGGCCGAGCGCUUGCGAAUCGCGGGCCUGGAAAUCGAGACAUUGGCGGACUCCUUUAUCGAUGAGGUCGAAGUGUACAACAUCACCUCGUCGUCGCUGGGAAGAUCCUACUAUGAGGGCCAUGUUCUUAACAGAGUCACUACCGAGACGUUGACGCAGACUAUCGAAUUACCUGCGGGAAGUUUCUUUGUUCCCACUGCGCAGAAGAAUGCUGGCCACGCUUUCGUGACGCUCGAGCCUGAGAACAUUGACUCGUAUGUUAGUUUUGGUAUUGUGCCAAUGGAGGUUGGAGACCUUUAUCCUAUCUUCAGGAAGGUGUAGUAGUAUGGAUGUGUGCGUCAUUGCUAUACUUAUGUAGUUAUUUCCGUUCGCAAUCCCAGAGUACCAAUAAUUUAGUCCACUGCAACACAACAUUUGAGCACAUGCAUAUGCUGUAGCCAUGUGAUGAUCUGCCGAUAAUUCUUGCAGUUGGCAGAUUAAUCGGCGUUUAUGGGUUCUUCCAUGGCAUUCACUAGAAAACUACCUAGUCGAUUCGCCAACGGUAUAUUUUCCUUCCGUGCGGCCCGCUGCAGUCGCCAGUCGGUGGCGCGAGUGUUUAUGAACGGAACGCGCAAUGUCCGCCACCCGACGUAUAUACCGUAUAUCUGUGUUCCAAUCGGAACAACAAGCGUUUAAAUUCCCGAUUGUCCAGGAGUAUUAGUCCGGAUUUUUUCUCGUUUCCAGAUAAACUGACGAUAACGACAUGGGGCAAGAGCCGCUGUUCCUGGGCGCCAUCAUCUUCGUUGGGUUGUAGUGGACGGGACCCUUUUUCUACCAAGUAUUCGUGUUUUGUGAACAGCGCCUAUGCGAGACCAACAGCCAGCCAAAACGUCAUACUCGUUUCAAGAAUCAAAUCCCACUCACUCUCGCCAC